AUGACCGACGAUCGCAAUGUCAUUGAAAUCGACUUUGCAGGCGUCCUUAACGGCUCAGCGCAUCUGACCAUCACGCCCACGAACCCCGCUUUGAGGACGGUGUACCUCCAUGCGUCGCCUCUGCUGCAGAUCAACAGUGUGACGCUCUCCUCCGACACCACGAGUAACCCUCUGCUACCAACACCAGCUUCCUUCGCGGUGACGAACGCCUUCCAGCCUCUUCCCGUCCGAGAACCACCGAUAGAUCUCAAGAGUCACCAGGAGAUCAAGCGCAAGACGUGGGCCGCGCUCAGUGAACGCGAUGAAGGCGAGCUCGCCAUCUCCGUGUCGCAUGGAUGGGUUCGACUGGUGGAAACGGACGGUGCAGGACCAGAUGGUGGCCCAGCCGUAUCGUUGGCUCCCAUCCAGAUUCAGAUCGACUACCAGCUUGUUGUUGGAGGAGAGGUGGUGGAGGGCAUCGUGUUCAGACGACCAGGAGACGGUGGUGACGACACUCGAUGUACGUGGGAGCUCGAGUUCAUCGUACCACGAUACCUGGAAGGAGGCGAACCGCGCGGCGACGAUGUCGCUUACCCUGUCACCGUCGUGGCAAGCGGCGAACUGAUUGAGCAGGUUACGCACCCGCACGACCCACAUAAAGUCGUUUUCUACUACAUCCAGACGACACCGGCAACUGUCCAGCACAUCACGUUCGCCGCCGGUCCGUUCGAGAUGUACCAGGUCCCCGCAUUGCACGGUGGCGAAACGCAAAAGCCAAUGCUGGCGUUUUGCCUUCCCGGGCAGUUGGACGAGCUGAUCAACUCGACCAACUUCCUCUGUCGCGCCAUGUCGUUCUACACCACAGAAUUCGGUUCAUUCCCGUUCAGCGCCUUCAAAAUGGUGUUUGUGUCAAAUCCGCGAGUGCAGUGCUUCACUGCCGUCACCAUGGCGAUCUUAUCUUCGGACCUUCUCUACCCAGCCAAUGUGAUCGACCAAGCCCUGGAGACGCGGCAAGUUCUGUCAAUCGCGCUCAUCCAACAGUGGGUGGGUGUCAAUAUUAUCCAGCGAACACUGGCGGACACCUGGCUCAUCGUGGGACUAUCGCAAUACCUGCACUCCCUCUUCAUCCGGCAUUUGCUCGGUAACAACGAAUUCCGCUUCCGGCUGAAGAAGGACAUCGAUCGCUGCUGCCGCCUCGAUCAGGGGGACCAGUAUCCUCUGUGUAUGCCGAACACGAUUGAUCCGCCGUCUGCGAGCACCAUGAGCUUCAUGACGCUGAAGGCGCCCCUUGUUCUUCACAUCCUGGACCGCUACAUCGCGAAGGCUGGGACGUCGCUUGGACUGUCGCGCGUGAUCCCGCGGAUAUUCCUCGCCUCACUGUCCGACGAGCUGCCAGGGAACAUGUUGUCGACUGGCUAUUUCUUCCGACUUUGCCGGAAAGCGUCGGGUAUGGACAUGCAGCCGUUCAUCGACCAGUGGGUGUAUGGAAGUGGAUGCCCCCAUUUCCAGGUCCGAACAAACUUCAUCCGAAAGAAGUUCACGGUGGAAAUGACGAUCAUUCAAGUGCAACCGGCGAUGCAGGCUGCGGAGAAGCUCGAUGACAAGAAUAAGCUUGCGCGGCUAGCAACUCGGCGACCAACGCCUUUCUUCGAGGGAAGUCUGACGAUCCGUAUCCACGAAGCCGACGGCGCUCCCUUCGAACACCUGCUGGACAUAAAGACGGCGGACAAAACGUACAACCUUCCCUUCAACACGAAGUACAAGCGUACGAGACGUUCUGGCCAUGUCGCUGCUCGUUUCAGCAAAUUACAAGAUGUCCUUGCUCAAGCGGACGACAACGAGGUCGAGCAGGCUGAGCAGCUCAAGGAUGUGGACCGGACGGAGGUUUUCGCGUAUCUACCCUGGGACGACGAGGAGGAGUACCGAAAAUGGAGGGUGCAUGAUUGGAGCGAGGAAGAAGCCCAGGCAAUGUUAGGCGAGGGUGGUGGUUACGAGUGGAUCCGUGUUGAUCCGGAUUGCGAGUGGCUGGCGACCUUUGACAUUCAGGAGAAGCCGUGGUUCUGGAUCUCGCAGCUGGAGGGAGAAAGCGAUGUCGUGGCUCAGCUUCAGCGCAUGUGCAUGUACCCCUCACCAGUGAUUGCCAGUGAGCUGGCAAAGGUUGUGCUAGUCGAAAACUACUUCUACCGAUAUAACUCGGCUGAAGCCGACUAUAUGGGGCUGUUCCUCCUUUUGAAACUGUUCCAUACCUUCUACUGCGAGCCGACAGACGAGGAAGAACCAAGCAACGUCAAAGCUGUGCCGCUGCCGAACGACUUCAGCAACUUUGCCAACUACUUCCUGAAGAAGAGCAUGGUGACCGCUCUGUCUGACCUCCGAGACCCUGCUACGCGAAGAGUUUGGCGUCACGUUCGAGAGCUGUUGCUCGAUCUGCUGCGAAUGAACGACAACAGUCAAAACGAGUAUUCCGACUCGCACUACGUCGCCACUGUAAUCUCCGCAAUCGGCAGCGCAUUCUCGGCAGGCGUCAACGUCGGAGGUAAUCUGAGUGAGGAAGAUCAGGUCAUGGACGGUCAACUGUUCAAGGAGGCGAGCGAGGCAAAUGAGCGUGCCAUCACGGUCGACCGUUUGGUUCCCAGUUACCACAACGUGGUGACGUUGGCUGGCCUUCAGGCUCAGUUGAAGUCAAUUCUGGUCGGCCAGCGAACCAACGAUCCGCGAUUAUUCCUGGGUUACACGCGCGAGGGUAACUACGAACCUCUGCGACUCGCUGCGUUCGACUGCCUGCUGCUCUGCAAACCUCCAGGACGCUCGAUGGCGCUGGCUCAGUAUCUGUUCGACGUGAUCAGAUACGACUACUCCUUGACUGUUCGCCGCCAUGUUGCUCGUGCACUUUCGGAGUCAAUUUUGAUGACUCUUGCUGCUGGUGAAGUCUACAUGUCUUCCGCACCUGGUAUCAUUGACAUGAACGGCGACUCCGGGCAAAGGGAGCGCGAACGAGAUCACGAAGAUGCCAAGAUCGUCAAGGCCGUGCGCAAGGAGUUCAACACCAAGACUGAGCUGCGAGAGCUAGCCCAGAAGGCGCUCCUGGACUCCUUCACUGGAAACGAUCACGAAAUCUUGUUUGCCUUGAUCAAGGCCGCCGAAGUCAUGUCGUCCGGAACAGCGGAACCGAAGCCUGGCGUGCUGAUAACACUGCCAACCCCGACAGACACGCCUUCGGCAUCUACACCGAAGAUCAGGUUCAGUUUAGCGGGCAAGAGCGGUUCUUCCUCUGCAUCUGCAUCGGCACCUGCACAGGAGGGUGGCGACUUCCCCUUCCCCGACCAACCCGCCCCAGCUCCCGAACCUCCGGCGUCCGCCUCUGGACCCAUCAAGCUUGUCCUUAAUCAGCCGACGAAAGAGAAAAAGAAGAAGAAGGCAGCGGUUGUCAAGGCACAGGCUAAGGGUUUGUCCGACUCAGACUUCAAGACGAUCACUUAUGUACUGCAAAAGCUUCUCGCCGACAAGCGCAGUACCUUCUUCCGCAUGCCGGUCGACCCGAUUCGCGAUCACGCUCCCGACUACCUCAGUAUCGUGACGAACCCCAUGGAUCUAUCUACGGUUCAGGCGAAGAUGGACAAUGGCCUGUACACGUCGCGCAAGGAUUUCGAGAACGAUAUUCGGCUCCUCAUUUCCAACUGCCACCUUUACAAUCCUCCAGGAUCAGGCGUGAGGAAGGCAGGCGAGGCGUUCGAAAAGUUCUUCAACGGUCUCUGGAAUAAGACCGAGAACACUUUGAAGUCCUCCGCGAAUGGUGAUGCCGAAGAAGGACCUUCCACGUCUGAGAAGAAGAAGGCCGGUCGGCCCAGUUUAUCCAUUUCAACGAAGAGUGCCAUGCCUCCACCCCCCGCUCCUGCUCAGUCGUCUUCCAGUGCCACGAGUGCUUUACCGAAGAUCAAGAUCAAGUCUGCCAAAUCCGUCACUCUGGACGUCCCGUCGCCUCGCGCCUCGUCGCCGAUGGCCCCUCCGCCGGUACCGUCUCGCAAGACGUCGGCUGCGUCGUCACCAGCGAAGGAGAAGGCGCCGAAGAAGAAGCGCGAGAAGGCUCGGGACCCAUUGGACGACCUCCUUGGCGCUGAGGUUGACGCGAUCGAUCGCGAGAAGGGUGGGGACGAACUCUUUGACGAGCUUCUCGGCACGACUCCACCGCCACCGGCGAAGAAGUACAAGAUCAGCAAGUCGACAGUCUCCAUCAGUUCGCCUCGCCCUCGACCCUCUCGGUCACCAUCGGAGGCGAGUGAUCAAUCUGAUCAGCCUCUGUCGAAGAAGAUCAAGCUGAAGUCAGCGUCAUCGUCCAGCGAGCAGAAGUCGAAGCGCUCCUCGCUCAGCAGCGAGCCUUCGUCGCGUCCCCUCGCUGAUAAGGGCAAGUCAUCCAGCGACAAGCCGCGAUCGACCUCGGACAAGACGAAGUCGACGGGAGAGAAGACGAAGCCUUCUUCUACCUCGGAAAAGCCUCGUUCCUCGAUCGGCGAAAAGAGCAAGCCUACCUUCGAGAAGUCUUCGAAAAUUAGCAGCGAAAAGCCGCGGUCGAGCACCGACAAGCCUCGUUCGAGUAGCGACAAGCCUCGCGCGAGCCUUGACAAACCGUCGAAACCGAGCAGCGAGAAGCCGAGGUCGAACGGUAGCGAGAAAACACGAUUCUCGGAGAAACCGAAGUCUACUGAUAGACCGAGGUCACCAUCAAAGGCAUCCGCGCCCUUGGCCGCUUCCUCUGUGGCAGGUCCAUCCACAGCUCCAGCGGCGAACCCAGCCGAAGUCCCUCCGCCGAUGUACCCGCUUGGAUACGCUCCUCAGUGGCCGACACCACCUCCAAGCCUGCCGCUCACGGUGAAAAACAAGAUGCCGUUUAGGCAGAAGCGCGCCAAGACUCUCAUCAAUGCCUUGAUGAAGGAGCCGAACGCGAUCUUCUUCCUGCGACCCGUCGAUCCGGUGCGCGACGGCUGCCCGACCUACCUCGACGAGAUCGCCGAGCCGUCGGACUUUGGCACCAUACAGAAGAACAUCGAAUUGAAGAAGUACUCCACGAUGGGCCAACUGGCGCGUGCGAUCGAGCUUGUGUUUUCCAAUUGUCGGCAGUUCAACCCUCCUGGUCCCAUCACGGACGCGGCGGCGAUCACGGAGGCGCUGUACUGGAAGGAGUGGCCGAAGGCUGUAUCGCAGAAGCUGCUGCCCGAGGAGCGCAAGGCGCUCACGGCCGUCAUCAACCGCUCGUUCCGGGACCCAUUGUCGCAGUUGUUCCGCGAGCCCGUGGACCCGAUCGCGCUCGGUAUUCCGCAAUACUUUGACAUCAUCCCCAGGAGGAUGCGCGCGACCUCAGCCUGA
Molecule: messenger RNA, 5340 nt
Organism: Trichosporon asahii var. asahii CBS 2479
Lineage: Eukaryota; Fungi; Basidiomycota; Tremellomycetes; Trichosporonales; Trichosporonaceae
Exons: 5
Coding region: 1-5340 (1779 amino acids)
Biological process (GO): transcription initiation at RNA polymerase II promoter
Cellular component (GO): transcription factor TFIID complex
Molecular function (GO): protein binding; RNA polymerase II general transcription initiation factor activity; transcription cis-regulatory region binding
Source: RefSeq, a predicted model, not a curated record